Gastrolobium bilobum is the source of this 1425-nucleotide messenger RNA. RefSeq names its product uridine kinase-like protein 4. The record is from RefSeq and is a predicted model, not a curated record. Gene Ontology annotation, cellular component: cytoplasm. Gene Ontology annotation, molecular function: ATP binding; kinase activity. The coding region runs from base 37 to 1425 and encodes 462 amino acids. The transcript is spliced from 14 exons. NCBI's taxonomy places the organism in Eukaryota, Viridiplantae, Streptophyta, Magnoliopsida, Fabales, Fabaceae.
GUUCUUUCUGACCAUUAUUUUUCCAGGUCUUUGCAUAUGGAUUCCUUAGAGCAAAGAAAGGGUGGCACUGAGAAACCAACCACUUCAGCAAUUGACAUGUAUAAACAACCAUUUAUCAUAGGUGUUGCUGGGGGAGCAGCAUCUGGCAAGACAGCAGUUUGUGAUAUGAUUAUUCAGCAGCUUCAUGAUCAAAGAGUUGUGCUUAUUAAUCAGGAUUCUUUUUACCAUAAUUUGACUGACGAGGAACUUUUAAGAGUACAAGAUUACAACUUUGACCACCCUGAAGCUUUUGAUACUGAGCAAUUGCUGCAUGUCAUGGACAAGUUGAAGUGUGGCCAAGCAGUAGAUAUUCCGAAGUAUGACUUUAAGGAUUACAAGAGUGAUGUGUUUCCAGCAAGAAGGGUAAACCCUGCAGAUGUUAUUAUUUUGGAAGGGAUCCUUAUUUUCCAUGAUCCACGUGUUCGGGCAUUGAUGAGUAUGAAGAUAUUUGUUGACACAGAUGAUGAUCUUCGUCUGGUAAGAAGGAUUAAGCGUGAUACUGCUGAGAAUGGUCGCGAAAUUGUAGCUGUGCUUGAUCAGUAUUCUAAAUUUGUGAAGCCGGCUUUUGAUGACUUUAUCUUUCCCACAAAGAAGUAUGCUGAUCUCAUUAUACCCCGUGGAGGAGAUAAUCAUGUGGCUAUUGAUUUGAUUGUACAGCAUAUCCGCACAAAACUUGGUCAGCAUGACCUGUGUAAAAUAUAUCGUAAUUUUUAUCUCAUUCAGUCUACUUUUCAGAUACGCAGUAUGCAUUCCCUGAUACGUGAUCAUCUGACAACAAAGCAUGACUUCAUAUUUUAUUCCGAUCGUUUGAUUCGUUUGGUUGUAGAAUAUGGACUAGGGCAUCUUCCAUUUACCGAAAAGCAAAUAAUCACUCCUAAUGGGUCCGUAUACAGUGGUGUGGAGUUUUCUAAGAAGUUAUGCGGUGUCUCCAUCAUCAGGAGUGGGGAGAGCAUGGAGAAUGCUUUAAGAGCAUGCUGCAGAGGCAUCAAGAUUGGGAAAAUUCUUAUUCAUAGAGAAGGUGAUAAUGGUCAACAGCUAAUAUAUGAGAAGUUGCCUAAAGAUAUCUCAGAGAGGCAUGUGCUACUUUUGGAUCCUAUCUUAGGCACAGGUAAUUCGGCUGUUCAAGCAAUUUCCUUACUUUUAAGCAAGGGUGUACCAGAGUCCAACAUUAUAUUUCUCAAUCUCGUAUCUGCACCUCUAGGUGUACAUGUGGUGUGCAAAAGAUUUCCAAGAGUAAAAAUCGUGACAUCUGAAAUUGAUAUUGGUUUGAAUGAAGAUUUCCGUGUCAUACCUGGCAUGGGAGAGUUUGGGGAUCGGUACUUUGGAACAGAUGAUGAUGACAAGCUGGUGGUGACCCUUUCAAAGUAUAAAAUGGUUGAAAUUUGA